UGGAGGGACGACCGGCGUGCAUCGAAGUCGGUAGUCGCGAGUCCGAGUCAGUUGGUGACGGGUUGUGUCUCUAGUGCCGUAGCGGAACGGUUCGGUUUUUCUCCCCCUCCCCCCUCCUGUGUUGAAAAAUGAGCUGGCAGGAUUACGUCGACAAGCAGCUGCUCGCGUCCAAGUGUGUUACCAGAGCGGCCAUCGCCGGACACGAUGGCAACCUAUGGGCGAAGUCGGACGGCUUUGAAGUGAGUAAAGAGGAGCUUGCGAAGCUGGUGCAGGGCUUCGACGAUCAGUCCAUCUUGACGUCGUCGGGGGUGACACUCGGCGGCAACAGAUAUAUCUACCUGUCGGGCACGGACCGUGUCAUCAGGGCGAAACUGGGAAAAGUCGGCGUCCAUUGCAUGAAGACGACGCAGGCAGUGGUCGUCUCCCUCUACGAGGAUCCCAUUCAACCACAACAGGCUGCCUCCGUAGUCGAAAAACUUGGCGACUAUCUCGUGUCCUGUGGCUAUUAGUAAUCUCUGGGACCCAACACAAAUAUCUAAUAUUAAUAAUAAUGAUGAUACGGUCGAUUAUUUUAAUGACAGCGAAUGGGAUGCACCAUGCUGCAUGAACUGCGCCGGAACUGCCGCAAGCCUGCCGCGCGAACCGAUGAGAACCAUCGUCCGCCAGUCAUCGUCCUCUCCUCUUCGACUCGACGAACGUGAAAAGAAACGCGCAUGCGCACACGCUCUUCCUCGCGCCACGUACGAUCGAGUACGCGCGAUUCGCGGCCACCCGCGACCUAUAUAUACGCGCACGCCGCACGGACGGCUCACGGGCAUGCGCGGCGGCGGGCGCGCCUGCGCGUCUGCGCCCUCGCGCGACGCCCCGGGAAGGAAGAGGACCGCUCUCGCCGUUUAGGACUUUGACCACUUCGGAUUUCCGCGCGCGUUGUCCCGUCGUCCGUGGGCAAAACGCGGGGAAGAAGCGAGAGCGGUCGCGGGCCGUACGCCCGCCCCGCGCACGCGCAGGCACGCACACCCGGACCCGAGGCGUCCAAUAUUCGAAGGCGCCCGCUUGCUCGGCGCUUCGCUGAUGCAACCCCCCCGAUUAAAUGUAAGAAUAAUAAUAAUAAUGAUAUUGAUAAUAAAGUAUCGUGCUAGGUUACAGUUUUUGUAGGGGCGAGAGAGAGAGAAUGGGAGAGAGUGGGUGCGAGUGCGCGAGAGAGAGGGAGAGAGCAGCGGGCGGCGGGGAGGGAGAAGGAGAAGGAGAAGAGGAGGACACGCGGGCGAGCACGCGGCGGCGGGUGGUGAUACGGCCUCCGUGGAUCGUCGCCAUUUUGGCCGCGUCUCCCGAAAUAAUACGGUCCUUUUAGCUAUUUACCGUUUUAUUAUUAUUGCUAUGUAUAAGGAAGGCGAACGAUGUGUCAUCCUGCUGAGAUUUUUAUCGGGAGAAGGGGGCGGGGCGGAGGAGAGGCGAGGCGCUAGAGAAGGAGCGGACGCCCCCGCGCGACGAGACGCGAUGCGAGGACGUUAAAAGUAGGUCUUCUUCUUGCGUUUCCUCGGGACUUUCCGGGAGCGAGGGGGAGCGAUUUCCGAGGAGUCCGCCCCUCGCGGAAAGCAUCUUCUACGCGGCGUGGCACGCUCUUAACGAAGGAGGGAGAGGGCGACGAAAGACUCGGAGGGAGCGGACAGAGCCCUCGGAAGGGGUCGACGUCUUCGGGAUCCGCGCGACCCGGGGCGCCCCUCCGCUCGCCCGUCACUUUAUCGACUAUUACUAUUACUAUUAUUCCCGCUACUACCCUACUAUUGCUACUACUUGCAACCACCGCUGCUGCUACCAUUACUCCUGGCUGCUCGCCGACUCGACGCGGCGUUCUCGCGCGGCCGAGCGGGCGGCCCAAACUACUAUAUGUAACGAUUUUUAUCGAUAACAUGGAAGGAAUAAAAUUGAAGUAAUAAGACGCCAUCGUUGUAAAGAACCCCCUGGGACGACGCGUAGUAGCUUUCUUUCGUGACGUUUCGUGCGUUCUCCCUUUAUAACAACGCUUGUCCCCGUGCCCGGACGUCGCGGUCCUUUUCGUUGUCGCCUCCGUCGUAACGCGACGUAACGAAGAACGUAGAGUUGUAUGCGCGCGACAGGGAAAGGAGAGCGGAGUGGGAUUGCUGGAUAUAUUAGGUGUAGCUUUGUAAAACGAGACUUCCUCUUAAGAUUUUUUUGCAUACAUCAAAAGUAAGAUUGUGUUAAGAGAGUAAUAAAUUUGUAUAAAGUGGUGUA
Molecule: messenger RNA, 2253 nt
Organism: Orussus abietinus
Lineage: Eukaryota; Metazoa; Arthropoda; Insecta; Hymenoptera; Orussidae
Product: profilin
Exons: 3
Coding region: 129-509 (126 amino acids)
Cellular component (GO): cell cortex
Molecular function (GO): actin monomer binding
Source: RefSeq, a predicted model, not a curated record